AUGUCGGUCGCGUCACGUCGCUUCUCGGGCGAAACCGCGGUGACGCAAGCGAACCCGGAGACGUCGCCGAGAGCCCGCACCUACGUCAAAUGGACCCCCGAGGACCUUCGGUUCCUACGUGGUUCUCGGCAAUUCUGCGUGCGACCGACCCCCUUAGGGGUGGGGCGCCGGCUUGACCAGCGGGCCCCGCGGGGAGGACUGGCCGCAUCUGGUCUGGACUUGAGAAUUAAAGCCCUUCCCUCUGCGCCACCUGUAAAAUCGGACUCUGACUUGGCCCCUCUCCUUCCUGGCCGUUCAAUCCUUGCCAUUCGUUCCAAAAGGCGCCGCCUUCCUAAAGUCUCCCCUGUGGUCGGGGGUAUGGUUCCUGCGUCCCAGGAGGUCUCUGGUGAGGAGGAGGAUACAACGGAGGCUCAGCUCCCCAAUGACGUCUUGUUGAGUACAUCAACGGCCAUUGAUUUCCGAUUCGGCGUUACAGAACAAGGCCGAGCGGGCCCUGGACAAUCUCGACGGAUUUUCAUCGCUGGACUCGUUGCUGAUCGAUCCUUCUUCGAUGAGGAUUUUCUGCGUAAGUGGAAACCGGUUUUCGAACGUGAAUGUUUCGCGAACCUGGCCGGAGAUGAUUCCGGCGCGCCGUUGAUUGCCCUCAUAUUCGUGUCUGAUGUCACCUCUGUACUUGCAUCAAUGAAAGAGUCGUCCCCCGGACCUGAUGGCCUCCGCCUCCACAUCUUAUGGGAUAUUCCCGUAGAGGUUAUCACCCUGCUUUGUAAUCUGCAGUUGCUGAAAGGUCCGCCUCCUUCCAGAGGUAAACCCGUUAACAUCUACACCUCUCGGGUGACCUUCAUCAAGAAGAUGGAGGUGCCCGAUGAUCCACUGGAAUUUCGACCUAUUGCCGUUGAAAAUUACUUUGUGCGUGUGUUCCACCGAGUGUUGAAGCAUCCCCGCCGAAUCAUCAAGACCAAGUCGAGUUUCAGCGUUUUGACGGGAUUGCUCACAAUGACCUUAAGCUUCAUGCGGCCAUCGCCGAAGCCCGUUUCGUCGCGACCGUCGAACCUGAAAUACCUGAAAUACCGCCACUUCCGUCGUUUCCUCGCUCACCCGGUGAAAAAGGUGACAGGUGGGGCCCUAACCCUAACUCUAACCCUGUUUGCUUGCGCACUUUCAAGCGGACAGCCUGCCUCGCAAGCCACAUGUGGAAAAUGCAUCCUGCUCAGUGGAAUGAGAUAA
Molecule: messenger RNA, 1224 nt
Organism: Acanthosepion pharaonis
Lineage: Eukaryota; Metazoa; Mollusca; Cephalopoda; Sepiida; Sepiidae
Source: the annotation of a GenBank genome assembly